Alternaria hordeiaustralica is the source of this 1947-nucleotide messenger RNA. RefSeq lists its product as uncharacterized. The record is from RefSeq and is a predicted model, not a curated record. The coding region runs from base 1 to 1947 and encodes 648 amino acids. The transcript has 2 exons. NCBI's taxonomy places the organism in Eukaryota, Fungi, Ascomycota, Dothideomycetes, Pleosporales, Pleosporaceae.
AUGCCUUCAUACGUCUGGCUCGCAUGCCUUCUCACAAUCAUCACACACACCACCGCACAAUCAGACAGCGACAGAUGCGAAGGCAACACCACCACCUACCACGACUUCAACCUCACCGUGCCCUUCCAAAACCUCUGCGGGAAAGACAUUGGCGCCAAAGUCGACUUCCUCGAUCCCACCUUCGAAGAAACUUGGUCCGAUUGCAUGGGUCGCUGCGUCAAGAAAGAGCCGCUGUGCUACGGCUUCGAUUUUCGACCUCUCGGCGCGACAGAAUUCGAAAAUUGUUGGCUCAUGAACGCUACGUUUGAUGCGGCGACGGCUGUGUAUCCCGGGUUUGCGAUUGAUGCGGCGAUGUUGGCACCGGAUUUGGUAGAGGGGUUGGAUAAAGAUUGUGAGACACUGGGCCUUCGAGGGUGCUUCCUGAAGAACGGGAGAUUGGAGAAGGUGACGGGAUGUGAGAAAUUCGGCGCAAGUACCUCAGAGACGGACGGGACAAGUACCGCACAAACGGAGGGAACUGGUUUCGCUCUGACAAGGACGCCGGGUGGAUGGGGGAUUUCUCCAUCCGAUGGCAUUUCGGACAUACAGCCAUCACCUACCUUUGAUGGCUUUGGCUCUAGCAUCACACAACUUGCCGAACCUAGCACUCAGCCCAUCUUCACGAGCUUUGGAUCGCAAACCCCCUCAAUCAUAAGAACAUCAAUAUCAACGUCGCUAAGCCAGACUGUCUCACCCAGCCAACUAACAUCCGUAACGACGGAAGAUCCAAGUCAGGCAACGGUUGCAACCCUGGCAGGAGUAGCAGCUGGCGACGAGACGAAGGGAUUGAGCGCUGGCGCAGUAACGGGUAUCGCCAUCGGAACAUUCAUCAUUGGCGCAGCAAUCGCAUUUGCCGCCGCCUUCUUCCUCUUCAGACAGCGGAAUAAACACAAGAAUGCAAACGUCAGUAGCAAAGAUUACCCAAGCUAUGGCGACUCCGCGCCCGAUCUGGGAAUGAUGCAACAUAAAGGUGUCGGCAGUCUAGGAGGGCGGCACAGCCCAUAUGUACAGGUAUCGCAAACACCUACACCAGCGACGCCCACUGCUGCAUUGUCUCCUCCGAUGGUAACGCCAGCCGCCGUGGCAGACGUAUCGUCCAAGGAUGUUACCUCGUUCUUACCCCCUGCGGCAGACGACGAUGAAGUGUGGAACGGCGUGUCGCACUUGUUCAGCAUGAUGCAUGAGCAUAUCGAGAAGUUCUACCGCGACGUACAUGCCUGUAUCACUCCGAGCAUGGAACCUUCAAUCGCCAAGUUCGGCAUCAAAGACGUGGACAUGGCCGAACUCCUGCAAGAAUGCUCAAGUCCAACUGCGGCACUCAAGCAUGCACUCGUAGCAUACGUACUGGGUAUAACGGGGCCAAAGCAAAAAGGAGAUCAAGAAGGCACACUGUUUCCAGAAGAGCUGGCGCAUGUCGCCAAUGGCGCCGACGUUGGAUCAGGUAAACCUCCAUCCCUACCCCUCGAUCCAAGGAAGGCAUUAAGCUCACACCCAAUCCUAGAUCCCGACUUCAUAGCCGCCACCUCUCUCCACCGCCGCGUCUCCGUCUACCUCUACAGCACCAUAACCGGGUACCCGAACCGGCGCAAAUCCUGGAUGGCACAGUCUGAAACACGCGAAGCAGCCGAACACUUCUCGCUUACCUUCUUCCCUUGGGCGAAUCCUACGUCUAGCGAUCAGGAUCGAGAUGAGGAUCUUGCACGCAUUAUUACGGAUACGCUGACGGUGAGGAUAUGGUUGUUUGGACAAUUGGAUACGUAUGAGUUUGAGUGGGAAGGGGUGGGGGAGAGGGGUAUUGUGAUUAAUCCUGAGUUGGUGAAGAGGAAAUGGAGGAGUGAUAGUAGAGAUGGGGGUGGGGAUGGGGAUGUGGUGGUACAUGUAGUGGAUGGGACUGUUGUUGCUAUGUAG